Otolemur garnettii (small-eared galago) is the source of this 4528-nucleotide messenger RNA. It is a transcript of the gene TUT4, whose product is annotated as zinc finger CCHC-type containing 11. Gene Ontology annotation, molecular function: RNA uridylyltransferase activity; nucleic acid binding; zinc ion binding. The record is from RefSeq and is a predicted model, not a curated record. Bases 290 to 4459 code for a protein of 1389 amino acids. The transcript has 26 exons. Lineage: Eukaryota; Metazoa; Chordata; Mammalia; Primates; Galagidae.
CAUCCCUUCCCCCCCACAAUGCAGUUCGCGGCGCGGCGGACAUGGCGGUGGAGUCCUGAGCUCGUAGUGUCCCGGCCUCCAGCUGCGGCGGUGACGGCGGCGGCGGCAGCAGCAGCAGCAGCGGAAGGCGGAGGGGGUGCGGGAGCCACUGAGAUGAGGAGGCGUCGCGCGCGCCUGUAGCUCGCGGGCCUCGCAGUUUGCUUGCCUAAACUGGAUUUGAAGCAAUUUAAACUACUGGAAAUCUGCCAUUUUACAAUAUUAGAAUUGGAAAGAAGCAGGUUUUCAAAUAAUGGAAGAGUCUAAGACCUCUAAAAGUGAAAAUCAUGAACCAAAGAAGAAUGCUAUUUGUGAAGAAAGCAAAGCAGUUAAAGUUAUAACUAAUCAAACUUUGAAAGCUAGAAAUGAUAAAUCCAUAAAAGAAAUUGGAACCAGCUCUCCAAAUAGGAAUAGUAGUAAAAAAAGUAAACAAAAUGAUAAUUGUACAGAAAAAACAGAAGCGAAAUCAUGUAAAGUAAAUGCUGCUGGUGUUCUAGGCCCUAAAGAUUUGGGAUUAGUCCUUCGAGAUCAAAGUCAUUGCAAAGCAAAAAAAUUAUCUAAUUCACCUAUGAAAACUGAAAAGGCACCUGUUUUACAGGCAAAAUUAGAAAAGACACCUGGUUUACAGACAAAAGCAGAAAAAUCCCUAAAGUCACCUAAUUCACCAAUGAAAGCAGAGAAAGCACCUACUUUCCAGAUGAAAUCAGAAAAGGUCCCCACUUCUUCAGCAGAAGCAGAAAAAGUACCCAGUUUACCAUUGAAAGAAAAUAUGAGACAGACAGAAUUACAACAGAUUGGAAAAAAAAUUCAAAUUUCCUUUACUUCUAUGGACAAAGUGAAUGUUGUGGCUAUAGAGGGGAAAAAAUCUGCUAUGGAAAACUCACCACAAACUCAGAAUCAACAAACACGUGCUGAUAAUACUGGUGAUUCUGAUGAUAGUGCUUCAGGAAUUGAAGACAUAUCGGAUGAUUUGAGUAAAAUGAAGAAUGAUGAAUCUAAUAAAGAAAAUUCUUCAGAGAUGGACUAUUUAGAAAAUGCCACUGUGAUAGACGAGUCUACAUUGACACCUGAGCAGAGGCUGGGUUUAAAACAAGCAGAAGAACGCUUAGAAAGAGAUCACAUCUUUCGACUUGAAAAACGAUCACCAGAAUAUACAAAUUGCCGGUAUCUAUGCAAACUUUGCUUAAUUCACAUUGAAAAUAUCCAAGGAGCUCAUAAACAUAUAAAGGAGAAGAGACAUAAGAAAAAUAUUUUGGAAAAGCAGGAAGAAAGUGAGCUUCGCUCUCUGCCACCUCCCUCUCCUGCUCACUUGGCUGCUUUAAGUGUUGCAGUUAUUGAAUUAGCAAAAGAACAAGGAAUAACAGAUGAUGACCUCAGAGUCCGUCAGGAAAUUGUGGAGGAAAUGUCAAAAGUUAUAACGACAUUUUUACCAGAAUGUUCACUUAGGUUGUAUGGCUCAUCCCUGAGUAAGUUUGCUUUGAAAAGUAGUGAUGUUAAUAUAGAUAUAAAGUUUCCUCCCAAGAUGAAUCAUCCAGAUCUUCUAAUACAAGUUCUUGGGAUUUUAAAAAAAACUGCAUCAUAUGUAGACGUGGAAUCUGAUUUUCAUGCUAAAGUUCCUGUUGUGGUGUGCAAAGAUCGGAAAAGUGGCUUACUUUGUAGAGUAAGUGCAGGAAAUGAUAUGGCCUGCCUCACUACUGAUUUACUUGCUGCUCUUGGCAAAAUGGAACCUGUCUUUACUCCCUUGGUGUUAGCCUUUCGCUACUGGGCUAAGUUGUGUUAUAUUGACUCCCAGACUGAUGGUGGAAUCCCUUCUUACUGUUUUGCUUUAAUGGUGAUGUUUUUUCUACAACAAAGAAAACCCCCUCUUCUUCCUUGCUUACUUGGAAAUUGGAUUGAAGGCUUUGACCCAAAAAGAAUGGAUGACUUUCAGCUGAAGGGCAUAGUAGAAGAGAAGUUUGUGAAGUGGGAAUAUAAUUCAAGUAGUGCAACUGAGAAAAACUCAAUUGCUGAGGAAAACAAAGCUAAGGCAGACCAACCAAAAGAUGAUACCAAGAAGACAGAAACAGACAACCAAAGUAAUGCCAUGAAGGAAAAACAUGGCAAAUCCCCUUUAACAUUGGAAACACCAAAUCAGGUAUCUUUGGGACAAUUAUGGUUAGAGCUGCUAAAAUUUUACACACUGGAUUUUGCUUUGGAGGAAUAUGUUAUAUGUGUACGGAUACGAGAUAUUUUAACAAGAGAAAACAAAAACUGGCCUAAAAGGCGAAUAGCUAUUGAAGAUCCAUUUUCAGUCAAGAGGAAUGUUGCACGGAGUUUAAACAGCCAGCUUGUUUAUGAAUAUGUUGUGGAGCGAUUCAGGGCAGCUUAUCGGUAUUUUGCCUGUCCUCAGAGGAAGGGUGGAAAUAAGUCUACAGUGGAUUUUAAGAAAAAAGAAAAGGGAAAAAUAAGCAAUAAGAAACCAGUGAAGUCUGACAGUAUGGCAACCAACUGUAGCAUUUUGUUUGGGGAAAGCACAGAAAAAAUAAAUGCAGAAAGAAAUCAACCUGAUAAAUAUGAUGAAAUGGAAUGUACAUCACAGAGAUGUAUUAAUGACAAUGAAAGUUUGUUGGUAAAUGAACUAGGUUUGGCUGACUGUGGACGGGAAUCUUCAUCUCUUUCUACCAGUGAAGGCAGUGAAUUAGAGACAAAAUCAGUGAAGAAACAAGAUGAUUUAGCACCUUCAGAAACUUGUUUAAAAAAAGAGCUCAGCCAGUGUAAUUGCAUGGAUUUGUCUAAGUCCCCAGACUCAGAUGAGUCUGCUGGAACAGAUUGCAGAUCAGAUUUAGAAAUGGACAGUUCACACCAGAUUGUGUGCACGAACACAUCGGCUACCUCUUAUAACUGCAAAGCUACAGAAGAUGCAUCUGACCUUAAGGAUGAUGAUAAUCUUCCGACCCAGGAAUUAUAUUAUGUGUUUGAUAAGUUUAUUUUAACCUCUGGCAAGCCACCAACGAUAGUAUGCAGCAUCUGCAAAAAGGAUGGCCAUUCAAAGAAUGAUUGCCCUGAGGAUUUCAGGAAAAUUGAUCUAAAGCCUCUACCACCAAUGACAAACCGAUUUCGAGAAAUACUUGAUUUAGUAUGUAAAAGAUGUUUUGAUGAGUUAUCACCACCUUUCUCUGAACAACACAACAGGGAGCAAAUUUUAAUUGGCUUGGAAAAGUUUAUUCAAAAAGAAUAUGAUGAGAAGGCAAGAUUGUGUUUAUUUGGCUCCUCUAAAAAUGGAUUUGGAUUUCGUGAUAGUGAUCUGGAUAUUUGUAUGACCCUGGAAGGCCAUGAGAAUGCAGAGAAAUUAAAUUGUAAGGAAAUAAUCGAGAAUUUGGCAAAAAUUCUUAAGAGACAUCCAGGUUUAAGAAACAUUUUGCCUAUAACCACUGCCAAAGUGCCUAUUGUAAAAUUUGAACACAGACGAAGUGGUUUAGAAGGAGAUAUCAGUUUAUAUAAUACAUUGGCUCAACAUAAUACGAGAAUGCUAGCUACUUAUGCAGCUAUUGAUCCUAGAGUGCAGUAUUUGGGAUAUACCAUGAAAGUGUUUGCUAAGCGAUGUGACAUUGGAGAUGCUUCCAGAGGAAGUUUAUCUUCAUAUGCAUAUAUCCUUAUGGUGCUGUACUUUCUGCAGCAGAGAAAGCCACCUGUUAUCCCAGUUCUACAAGAGAUCUUUGAUGGAAAACAAAUUCCAAAGAGAAUGGUUGAUGGAUGGAAUGCUUUUUUCUUUGAUAAAACAGAAGAACUGAAAAAGCGUUUACCUUCACUUGGAAAGAAUACAGAAUCAUUAGGAGAGCUUUGGUUGGGACUGCUUCGCUUCUAUACUGAAGAGUUUGAUUUUAAGGAGUAUGUUAUUAGCAUUCGGCAGAAAAAGCUGUUAACAACUUUUGAGAAGCAGUGGACAUCCAAAUGCAUUGCAAUUGAAGAUCCUUUUGACUUGAAUCAUAACCUUGGUGCUGGAGUUUCCAGAAAAAUGACCAAUUUCAUCAUGAAGGCAUUUAUCAAUGGAAGGAAACUUUUUGGUACCCCUUUUUAUCCACUCAUUGGCAGAGAAGCUGAGUACUUCUUUGAUUCCAGAGUACUAACGGAUGGAGAACUGGCUCCCAAUGAUCGAUGUUGCCGUGUAUGUGGAAAAAUAGGCCACUACAUGAAAGAUUGCCCUAAAAGGAAAAGCAGUUUACUGUUUAGACUAAAGAAGAAAGACAGUGAAGAAGAGAAGGAAGGGAAUGAAGAGGAGAAAGACUCCCGAGACCUUGACCCACGCGAUCUCCACGACUCUCGAGACUUUAGAGACCCCAGAGACCUCAGAUGUUUUAUAUGUGGAGAUGCAGGACACGUACGAAGGGAGUGCCCAGAGGUGAAGUUGGCACGUCAGAGAAAUAGCAGUGUGGCAGGUAAAUAGAAAAGGCCAGAAAUAAUUUCUGAUGGGGGUGAAGUCAUUUAUAUUGAUGUCUUGCUAAGGACACAGACU